Oreochromis niloticus (Nile tilapia) is the source of this 2801-nucleotide messenger RNA. Its product is annotated as sushi domain-containing protein 3. The record is from RefSeq and is a predicted model, not a curated record. The transcript is spliced from 6 exons. Bases 366 to 1526 code for a protein of 386 amino acids. NCBI's taxonomy places the organism in Eukaryota, Metazoa, Chordata, Actinopteri, Cichliformes, Cichlidae.
GAAAGCCUCAAGGCACAGUCAAGCGGGGAGAGCCGGAGGAAAGAGGAAGAGGAGGGUACGGUCCUCCAGGGAGCGCGUAAAGUUCUGAGUUUGGGCUGUGCGCCUUAACGCACAGACGGCGGAGCCUGAUCGGGUUCUCGAGCAGCAGCAUCAUGAGAGGACACACAGAGGGAGUUCACCUCUCUUCACCAAGGGAGUAAGGAAAAGAAGAGAGGAGAGCAGAAGACUGAAGAAAGCAAGAUAGAGAAAGGAAGAAAGAAAGAAGAAAACUUUCCUCUACAGGAUCUUUCCUCCACGUUUUGAGACUUACCAUGACGCUCUGAAUUCUCUUCCUCUCUCAUAACUCUUCUUCAGUAGCUGAACCCAUGUCUCUAAAAGUGGCAGCCACCGGUAAAAGUGCCAGCACCCACCUCUGGAUGCUGCUGUGCCCCCUGCUCUGUGCUCUGGUCCCUGCUGGAGGCUCCACACUGAGCGCCGAAGACUCGCGGAGCACUGCUGCCACGUUGCUGCCAGAGGACUUGACCGGCACAACAAUACAGCUGCAGCCAGACCUGCAGACUGAAGCCCAGACACCAACAGAAGCACAGACAGAAUCACAGACAGAGGCUCUGACAGACAUGCAGACCCAGGGUGUCACCAGCAAUUAUACAGGUCUGUCCUGUAUGCCUGUCCUGCCACCACGUCGGGGUUCCUUCUACGUAGAGGGUGGAACAGGCGUGUCAAUCGGGAGUGUUUUGGCCUUUUGGUGCAGAGAUGGAUACCAGCUGGUUGGCAGCGACAAAAUCUACUGCCAUGUCAGGAAUGGUAAAGCGCAGUGGAGCAACUACCUGCCUGUCUGUGAAGCAAUCCCCAGGCCGGAGGACCGUGGACUGAGAGUGGCUGUGCUGGCCUCAGUUGUUAGUGGCAUUGUCAUCCUCGCCAUGUCCCUGUCCUUUCUCAUCUGCUGUCUGCAGGAGCGAUCCAGCCGGGACCGUUCCAAGAAAGAUGGACGGAGCAGACGCAGAGACAAGCGCUCCGCCCGUCGCAGCGAGUGCUGGCUGGAGAGAGAGGAGGGCGAAUGGGAAGCCUUCCCUCCACCUAAGAUCUUCCACCUGUCCCAGAGGAUGAACCCCCGUCUUGCUCCAGACAGCCCCCUCUACCUGACAGGAGGCCUCAGUGGAUACGAGAACAGAGGAUACCAAAGGAGUCAGGAGAGUCUGCUGAAGGCCUCCAUGCCCGGGCUCUACCGCUCCGAGUCUCAGCUUUACCCGCAUGUUGUGCUGCAGAGGGUACCAACGCCGACUGCACCGUCUGCUCCCUCCGCUCCCUCUGCUCCCUCUGCUCCUCUCUACCUUCACCUUCCUGACUCCUCUUCUGCCGCUUCCUCACCCGCCCACACCAUCACCCACAGCCAGCUACACGGCAUGCCACAGUACCCCACCCCAACGUAUCCUCCAAAACCCAAUGUAGUGCCAAACUACCGCCACCCAACACCGGCGCCCAUCUAUCCCAACCCCAAUCCAACACCACAGAGGCCAUGGCAGUAAGCUACGUACUCCUGUUUCCAUCUUUUCGGGGCACUGUGGUGCUCCUACUGAAAAACAGGCACGUUCUGAGACACAUGAAGUCUUUUUACUCUUUCUUAUCCCAGUUUUCUCCAACAGAAGUCUGCCAGUGCCAAUAAUCUAAAGCAGACAUGUAGAAAUGGACACGCAGCCAGCAUAGAAGCUCCCCCUUGUUGUGCAUGCUUGAUGGACUUCUCAAUUUGGACUGAGCGGAAACUGAACGACUGUUUUUCCCCUUGAUUCUCACUCAGAUGAGCUACGUUACCAGCAGGGGGAGACUGGUGGAGAACACCCUGCUUUCCUUUAACAACCACCAGAUUGUCAUUACUGAAACCCUAUGUAGCCUACCAACAAAGGGACACAAAGAGUUGUUAUUUAGAUUCCACUAAUUUUGUUCAUCAAAGGAAGACUUUGUUUAGGCAGCUCUCAGAAAUGUACAUUUUAAUAGCUAACUGUUAAGAAAUGAUCCCCCAUCAGCCAUCAUCAGACCUAGUUAUUCUACUCUUGAGCUAAAUAAAUUGACAGAUAUAUAUUUUUUGACUUAUCUUCCCUGGAAUCUCACUCAUUUGUUAACCACAGCCAUGUGUGAUGUAAUGAAAGCAGCUCUUGUUAAUACACUGAGGUAUUUUCCCACAAUGAAUGGGCAAAACACAGUAAUGAGAGGGGGUUUAUUGGUAGCAAGCGUCGUUGUAGCAACCACUGAGCAAAGCCAGUUUGUGUGGAUUUAACAGCACACGGGGUAUUGUUAAUUCACAUAUUCUUUCUUUCAACACUGUUAACUACUUUAAACUUUUUCUUCUGUCUGUUGUGUUUCUUUCUUGCAGCUAUUUGUGUAGUACAAUAAGAAAAUUAAUAAGAAAAUCUUUAGUGAUCAGCGCUGUGGCUGGUGAAACAUUCCAGCAUGGUUAUUCUGGGGACAAAUGUGGGUUACAAUCAAAUGAUCAUCACGUUAAAAUGAAUUCUAUGACAACAUUUUUAAUUUUAUGAAGACCUUUUGUGCAAUGUUAGUGAAACAUGAGGAGGUCAGGCACACUGUGAGUCUGCAGUGGGUGGAGAUGCUAAACCUUUAUUGUUCCUUUGAACUGUUUAAAUGCAUUUAAAUCAUAAACUCUGUGCAAGGCCCAUUUACUUUUAUUUUUAAUAGAACACUAAUAAAUCUGCACUUUAACCCUUUUUUAAAUGGCUAGUCUUUUACUGUAAACGAUUUGUAUAACAACAGGACUGCCGUAAAUGCUAAAUAAAGAGAAUUCAAUAUGU